AUAAGAUGCAGUCUCACCUUAUCACAGCCGUGGCCGUCGCUGGCCUUGCGCAGCAGGUUUCGUCGUCGUCGUCGUCGUCCAACUCUAGCAGCCAGAUUGUGACGGACCUCAACGUGAUCCAGCGGUACUGGGGCCAGCUCAGCCCAUACGCCGACAAUGCUGCGUCCUACUUUGGUGUCCAGGACGUCGGACUGCCAGACGGGUGCGCCAUCGAGCAGGCACACACCUUGCAGCGCCAUGCCCAGCGCUUCGCAACGUCAGCUUUCGACGACGGCGUGAACGACGAGAACUUUGCCCAGAAGGUCGCGAACUGGACCGGCCCUGCCAAGUUCACGGGCCCGCUGUCGUUCCUCAACACCUACGAAUACCUCCUGAACGAUGAGGGCUACCUGACCAACAUCGGGGCCAACACCGAGUUCGUCUCAGGAGCCACGUUCUGGAAUCGCUACGGACGUCUCCUCUACGAUGCGGUCCCCGGUCAGCUGCAAUACAACGCCAGCUUUCCCAACGGCACGGCCAGGCCGAAGCCAGUCCUGCGCACCACAAGCCAGAGCCGCAUAACCAACUCCCAGAUCAACUGGGCCCUCGGCUUCUUCGGCACCAGCUUCCAGGUGACCCCAGACCCGACACUGGCCAACUUCACCGCGCCGUUUGACGUCGUCACCAUCACGGAGGGCGGCACGGAGAACAACACCCUCGCCGCCUACGACAGCUGCUUCAACGAUUAUGACUACCCCGUCGUGGAAAUGGGUGAUCUCGACCUCGAGACGUACAUCCCCAAGUACCUGGCCGCGGCCACUGCCCGUCUGAGCCAGUAUGUUCCCUCCGGGUUCGACUGGACCGCCAACGACACGUAUGCCAUGCAGUCCAUCUGCGCCUACGAGAAUGCCUACAUCGGGGACUCGCAGUUCUGCGGCUUCUUCGCCCUCGACGAAUGGGCUGGGUUCGAGCUGACGCUUGACACCGAGUACUACUACGACUAUAGCUGGGGAAACCCCACAGGCCGCGCCCAGGGCAUUGGCUACCUGCAGGAGCUGCUGGCUCGUCUGCAGAAGCAGUACAUCGACGUCAGCUCCACCAGCGUCAACUCGACGUUGACUGACAACCCGACUACAUUUCCCCUGGACCAGGCCUUUUAUGCCGACUUCAGUCACGAUGACAUCAUCAUCAGUGUCCUCACGGCGAUGAGCAUGGACUACUUUAAGGAUGCGCCCGAUUUUACCCAGUAUCCCCCCGACCCGGAGAGAAAGUUCAUCCUCUCCAACCUGACGCCCUUUGGCGCUCGUCUCGUGACGGAGGUGAUUGGGUGCACGUCGCCCAGCCCAGCCGUCAACCCUUACUACAGCACUGUCUACUCGCGCACUGCCAACGGGUACAAUGCCGGCAACGCAACCUACAAGUUCAUCCGCCAGCGCCUCAAUAAUGGCAUCCUGCCCCUUGACAGCAUCCGAGGCGGGGCCUGCGAGGGUCGGACGGACGGUCUGUGCCCCAUGACCGACUUCAUCGACAGCCAGACCAACAGCACGAACCUUGCCAACUACCAGUAUGCGUGCUUUGGGAACUACAGCAUUAGCUAUGAUGAGGUCCUGGCUGGCAAGGACUAUGACGGGACGAUCUUUGAAGAUGCAUAGAAAGAAGAUGUGAAGGGAUUUCUGGACGUGUUUGUUCUUCUUGUAGAUAUGUGAAUCACUCAACAAAAAGAAAUAAAAAGAGCUCUCAUCAGAUCAG
Messenger RNA from Cryphonectria parasitica EP155, 1728 nucleotides. RefSeq names its product phosphoglycerate mutase-like protein. The transcript has 2 exons. NCBI's taxonomy places the organism in Eukaryota, Fungi, Ascomycota, Sordariomycetes, Diaporthales, Cryphonectriaceae. The record is from RefSeq and is a predicted model, not a curated record. Bases 6 to 1631 code for a protein of 541 amino acids. Gene Ontology annotation, molecular function: acid phosphatase activity.